This is a messenger RNA of Rubroshorea leprosula, 384 nucleotides long. Lineage: Eukaryota; Viridiplantae; Streptophyta; Magnoliopsida; Malvales; Dipterocarpaceae. The record is from the annotation of a GenBank genome assembly.
GAUUAAGUAUUAUCAAAUCUCCUCCCCCAGUUGAGGACUCGCAGGGUGGGAACCGACGACUUCAUUUCAUUCAGCUUCCAUCAACUCAUCGUCAAAGUUCUUGGGAAACAUGGCUGCUGAGAGAUCUGGGAUUGCCAAAGAUGUCACUGAAUUGAUUGGUAAAACACCAUUGGUAUAUCUCAAUCGGAUCGUGGAUGGUUGUGUAGGUCGUAUUGCGGCCAAGCUUGAGCUCAUGGAACCAUGCUCUAGUGUUAAAGACAGGAUUGGUUAUAGUAUGAUUGCAGAUGCUGAGGAAAAGGGCCUUAUCACCCCUGGCAAGAUUGUAGUCAGUCUAUUUAGUCGUGAGCUUAGCAGGGGAACUGGGGAAAACAAUUAGAUAAUGAC